UAUUCGGAUCGGAUCGCGCGAUCGUCCUUCUCUCUCUCGCGAGGUCUCUUGCGUAUCUAUAAAAACGUCUAUAGGUACCUACUUACGCAGCUGCAGGUCGCGCAGCAGAGCGCGAGAGCGCCAGAGAAAAAUAAUAAACAAGAGGAGUGCCUGCCUGUACCCGCAGUACAGCGUGUCGAGAGCGGAGAGUGAGAGCUGCUGUACGAAAGUGAAAGAGAGAGGAGAGAGAGGAGCGAAUAAAGAAAGAGUUGGUAUCCUACAGCCGAGAAUUCUUCCGCCAGUGCAUAGCAUCGGCGAGCGACGAGAUUAUAGACGAUGCGAGUGCGACGCGUUGUCGCCGUUUCUUUCUCGUCCAGCAGUUCAGCAGCUCCUGUGUUCGGCCGUUGCCUUAUCGGAAUCAACCGCUGCUGACAGGCCAGGAUCGUCCGCACAGCUAGCGUAGCAGCAGAGUCUACGAGGAGCCUGCAGCGUCGCUGCUCUCUGUUUUCGUAUAUUUACAAGGGUCUCCGAGACGAGGAGAGAGGUAUGGAACAAGUGCACUUUUCAUGCUAGACUUGCAGGUAACAGAACCAGCACCAAAAUGAGCGAGGGAACACCGCCAGUGAGGAAUAAGCGCAACGGCGCGAGGACUUUUAAAAAUCCACCCCAGCCACACAUGUGCAUUAUAGACACCAUUGUGGGCUCGACGCUUCCCUGCUACAUCAAUGUGUUGUCUUGGGAGAAGGUGGAUCAGCCCGCUAGUCCCGAGCAGCCACUUCCAUUGUAUGGUGGAAUGAAGUUAAGUCCACCCAGGACCGAGGACAAGAACACUUGUGUUUUUGCUGUUAUUGCCCAUCCUGAAGUUCUUAGACUUAGGGGGAAGAAUGCCAAGGAUCCUAAUGAACAGACGAGUCUGAUAGAAGUUUUGCUGGAUUUCGUGGAGACCAUGAACAAAGGAAUAGUGUUCAAUCGAAUUUACUACAUCCUAAAGGAUCGGGAUAUCACAGGAGAGUUAAAGGAGGUGUGGAUUGCAGUGCAGAAUCAAAGAGACCGAACAAAUAUGUCCAAUCAACAAGAAACUUGGAUAGACCAACAACCAGUUCCUCAAUAUUCACAAAGUAUAGACCACCAACAGCAGCAGCAACAACAACAGCAGCAACAGCAGCAACAGCAGCAGCAGCAGCAACAGCAGCAGCAUUUACAACAGCACUUGCAACAGCCACCAAUGCCAAUACCUCAACAAGUGCAGCAGCAGCAGCAACAGCAACAACAGCAGCAGCAGCAGCAGCAACAGCAGCACAUGCAGCAAAAUCAACAGCAAAUGAUUCCAAACACUUACAUGAUGUCUCAGCCACCUGUGUAUCAACCAAGCAUAGUCUAUAACUCCGGUAACGAUUAUGAUAGAUAUAAUUACCAACAGCAACAGUCCGCGCCGGUACCACAAAAUGAUCAGCCCUAUCAAGCUGGUCCAAUGCUUGUGCGGUCUUAUAAUAAUGCCAACAACGGAUCGCGCAUGGAUCCUGAUCGAUACAAUUAUCGCGAACGCGGUAGAACGUUACCUCAACAACCCAUGCCCAAGCAACAGCCUCUGCCUCCACAACAACAACAGCAACCGCAGCCACCACCGCCGCCUCAGCAGCAACAACAAAACUGCCCCGCGUACUCGGCCUCACAGUAUCAUUUUCAGCAGUUGCCUAGGCAAAUGAUGCCACAAUAUAUCAAUUCGAACAUGGGUCCUAAUUAUGGUGGUCAGAUGAAUACCGUCGUCGCGAAUCAGUAUUCAGACUACAUGAUAAUGCAACACCAGCACAUGGCAUCUGGCCUUGAGCAACGUCAGGUGGAGAAUCAGAUUCAAGCCGAGGUGCAACGCAUACAGCAACAGCAACAGGAACACCAAAUGCACGGACCACCGCCACCUCAUAUGCAGCAGCCCUCACCACAGUAUCAGCCGUCCACUAUGGGCGCAGGAAGUAACAUUCCUAUGGGCGCCGAAAAGAAGAGAUAUUUCAAACCUCAUAGCACGAGCAGAAUAAAUAUAGACCGGACCAAGAAUAAUAGCCUUGGAAAAAGGCAAAACAAUUCGCCCACGCAUCUGAAGCAGGAUCCUGCUGUGACGACGGGAAGCUGUAUCGCUAGUGCUGCCGGCGUGCAGCAGCCUACCGAAAGUGUUACGGAGCACUCUUCAAAGCCCAAAUCUCCGGUGAAGGUUCUUCAGAGAGAUUCGAGUAUACAGAAUAAACAACUGUCUGCUCAGUCUUCGCCAGAAAAGAAUUUAAAGAGUUUGGAAAGGAAUGUGAACGAACCAUGCGAGGCUACAAAUGUGCAAGUGACGGAUCUCGAUGAAGAAGAGAUCAAAGCUAAAGACGUUUUGGAGACCACGAGCGAAGUUGUCCCGAAGAAACCAGAAGCCUUAAAUUAUGCUGCCGCUUUAAAAGAGCUGAAGGAGCUCACAGAUUAUUCAAGAGAAGUUAAGACUCCAGCAGUGGAAAACCCAACGUCAUCGUCUUCCGAAUCUCAUUUACAGGAAUUGAAAGAAACGAAGCAACAGCCUCAUUAUAAUCAAAAACAAAGAUCUAUCAAGACGGUUCUAAAGCGCAAUAAGUCUUGUGCAAAUGACGUUAAGGUUUGGGCAAAGGAUGCUAACAAGGGUCCGAAAAACGGCGUUAGGGCUAAUUUUGUACAAAUGAAUGCAAGCGCAGUCGAAAGGCUUCACGAUAAAGAUGCAGAUGAUCACUCUAAAGGGCAACAGCCUGCAGCCGAUGUGAAUGCUAGCACGGGCUGGAACAUUCAUGUAAAACAGAAAUCAUCGGACAGUCCAAAGCGUGCUCAGUCUACUGUGAAUAGCAUUAUAAAAAGUGUAUUUAAAAUAUCACAAGGAAAUAAUACCACAGGAGAUGAAGUCGGGAGUGGCAAGAAGCCAAAAACUAAUGGACAAUUAAAGGCAAAUAGCAAAGUAUCCAUGAAUGAUCACGAGGAAGCCAGUCAAGGCUACACUAUUUUGAAAAAGUCGGAACUCACGACAGGAAUAGGCCCAUCGGAAGAUGUGGUAGUAAAUGAGAUCGCACAGCUAUCGAUUCAAGACUGCAAAGAUACGACGGAAAUGAACGCCGUUCUUUCGUGAUAAGCAUAGUUUUUAGCCAGUAAUUAGAAAAACAAAAACCUGACAGUCCGCUGAUAAUAACCGGAGUAAAAUCAGUGUACAUAGAUAAGUUUACCGAUUAAGAAGAAUAAUUUAGGCAACUUUCAAUUAGCAUUUUAAAAGGGAAAGGAAAGAGAGCACGGUGCGUAAAGGAAGAGGAAUGAAACGCAGCAGAAAUGGACGACAAUUCUACAAUUUGAAGAAAAAAAACGACGUUGUUUAACUUGUCUUCGAUGUUUUUAAAUUGAAGAUUUAUUUAUUAUAGGAUUUGCUGGCGAGGCUGUGAAAAACGAUUUAAGCUAUUUCCUCAAUUGAAGUAAAAAAAGGUAAUAACAAUAGAUAAGUUUGACAGAUGGGGAAAUAAGAAGUUGCAGAGAAAAGAUGUUCCAAAAGAGAUAAAACUCAGUUCUAAAUGCUUUUAAAGUAAGGCGUUUUAAGUCACGUGCUCUCGUGCGAUGAACUGAUAUUAACCUAUUUUUUAAAACUAUUACGCUAUAAAAAAACAUGAACUCCUGUCGAUUUUAAAAUGAGCAGGACGGCUCCGCAGGGACGCCUUUUUACGUUCCUACGCUGAUUACGCACUAUGAAUUACUAAAUAUGCUAAGUGGUAAGGAAGCGGUAAAGAAAAGCGAUUUGACUUUGGUAUGAUUUGUUAAUUUUAAAUUGACACCAAUAUGCGAAAUCAUAAAAUAUCAGCAUAAAAGUUGGCGAUUAUCAAAGAGUAAAAGUUGACAUGAGAUCUCGUAAUCUUUUUUGUAUAUUUAUAGAAGCGUAGCAUUGACAUUUCAAAUAAUUGGUGCGUUAAUUGAUGUGAUUAGUUCUUAUACAAUUUAUUUUUCAGGAAAAAAUCAGAAAUAAUUAACUAUGUUAAAUAAGUUAAAUUAAACGAAAGUUUACACACUAAUCCUGAAUUCGAUAUUAGCGAAUCAAUUUUCGAUAUUCAAAGAAAUAUAUCGUUAAAAAUGAGAAUAGUUACAGUCCCAGUCCAAGUAAAUCGCAAAUAAUUUAAUUAGUCGACGAAAGAUAAAAAAGAAAAAAAAACGCAGAGUUUUAUCUUUAACCAAGUGAUUCCUUACGAGUACCAAGAGCUAUACUGUAGCUUAUACAUAUAGACAAUGACUCCCCAGUGAUGUUGAAGUGAUGUAAAAAAACUGAUAAAACAAGCUAUGUUAAAAAUAGUUACAUAACUAAAGUAAAAUAAAAAUAAUAGGGGAUAAUAGAAAAAGGAAUAACAGAAAAACUAAAAGCCAGCAAUGCACUACGAUAUACUUAUACAAAGUCAAGAACACACGCAAUAUAUUGUAACCGUAUAGUUUUGACGAGUUCUCAGACAUGCAGGAUAAGUGAUGGAGGUAAAAACGGCGAGAUCCCCUGGUACGCUCAGAUAAAAGCGAAAAUAAGUGAGCGAUAAAAGACGAUUUUCGCGAAAGACGUAUGAAACGUGUGCUAUGGGUGCUUUUUUUAUGCGAAAAAAUUCUUCUAUUAUUUCUCAUUUAUAAGCGAUAACUCAAGCAUUUAAAUCUAAUAGUAGUACUUCCCUUUCAAAAAAAGUUUUGUAGCGACCCGCGACUAAUGCAUUGAAUAUUCAUCCACUUGUUGAAAAAAAUGACACACUCUAAGUAAUUCUUUGAUUAAAAAUAGUACACUUCAAUCCAUUUAAUUUUCUAAUAAAUUAGGUAUAGUAAAAUAAUUGUAGUAUAGACUGAAUAUUUCGUAUCGAUUUUCUUUCUUAAUUUUCAUCUAUUGGUCGUAUUUACUAUCAACUUUUUCUGCAAGGAACCGUCGUCUGAAGACGCGUUGACCGUUGGAUGCGACGCAAAAGGUUAUUUGUGAACUAGUGAUCCAUACAAAUGCUCUAUAGAAUUCACAUUGCUGCCAUAUUUUACGUGUGUAUAAAGUAAUAAUUUACACAAUCGAAGUAAAGAUUCGCGAUAUUUUCUCGAGUUAAAAAUAAGUCGACAUUGAUGCGUUGCCACGUGAAACAUCAGCGUAUUAGUGAUAUCGGAUAAGAGUCGUGACUACCGAGAUUUUUAGAGUUUUAAGGCUGUAUAAAAUCUGUUUGUCUUUAAAAUUUUUGAAAUUUUAUUUUUGAAUGUGUAAGCUAAUAACUUUUUAAAGUCGAUUCGAAACUCUAAUGUCUUAGGUGAAUGCGACAAGACCACUUUCCACCCGAGAAAGGUCUCAAAGUAAUCAGACGCUGUUUGAAUGAAACUCCAAUUUAUUCCCUGAAAAUAUAAUUAAUAAUUAGCUUUAUAUUUCCUUGUACAUUGUAAUGAGAUUAAAUUUUUUAAAAAGCCCUUUUCUGUAAAUCAAUUGUAGCAGCAAAGCUUAACAAGACAUGAUUUUUAAAUUGAGGCAUUCCGUUGCCUGGACAUUGUAAUGUUUUACUGCGAUUACUAUAUGUAUUUUAUUGGCGACGAUGAUAUAUUUUAGACAAGGAAAGCAUGUUUCGUUACUCGAGAUAAAUUUUGUUAUAUCAUCGAUAACCUUUUUGCUCUGAUUUUUAUUUAUGAAAGUUUCGCAAGUUUCACUCAAUAAACAUUUUAUUCAAGAACAAACGAGAACCUUUUUAUUGAAUUUUACGCAGCAAUUUAUCUAUUGUAACGAACGUUGCUGAUUACGGAACGUCGGAGGAAAAAAUCAGAAACACAGAUCGCCAGGUGCUUUACAUAAUUUAUAGCUUUUAAGGUUUUCAAUUCGUGUAACGACACAACUCUGUAUAAGCGUAAAUAAGUAAAUUCGAUCGUCCUCGAAAGAACCAAUGCUCUUUUGCGAAUCGAAGAGAGUACGAGGCAAACGACGACGAGGUAGAUAUAAAAAAAAAUGGAGCUCGACACCGGACUCUGAAGUUUUAUAUGAAAGCCGAAUCACAAAAAUGAAAAAAAAAAUGCGAAUUUUCUUUCUCUCUGCUCUGAGCUAAGAAAGGUGUAGAUUAGUUCAUUUCUUUUUGUCUUCUCCUGUUUUUUUACUGAUGCGAAACGGCGGAAGAUACGAAUGUGUAUUAUAAUACAAUGUGUACAAGCAUGUCUAGAAAUUGGGUGAAGCGAUCGGCUUUCGGCCCUUCACACCAGCUGCGAUCUAUUCUCUUCCCAAGCUCUUUUUUGACUCUGAUUAUUAUUAUAUAAUUGUUAAUAACUAUGUAAAUGUAUUCAGUAUUCUCGUUAUUUUAGAAUAUUAUAAUAUGAUUUAUAUUAUGACGAUUCUUUUUUAUUAUUGCUACAAUUGUAAUCUAUUAUACAAUUAUUAUUAUAAUUAUACAUAUAAUACACGUUCUUUUUUCCAAAGUCAGAUAAAAUUGAACUGUUGAUGCUUUUAUUUGAAUAAAUGAGUUGUAAAACCAA
Molecule: messenger RNA, 6459 nt
Organism: Nasonia vitripennis (jewel wasp)
Lineage: Eukaryota; Metazoa; Arthropoda; Insecta; Hymenoptera; Pteromalidae
Product: putative mediator of RNA polymerase II transcription subunit 26
Exons: 8
Coding region: 581-3100 (839 amino acids)
Source: RefSeq, a predicted model, not a curated record